Messenger RNA from Poecilia latipinna (sailfin molly), 6427 nucleotides. It is a transcript of the gene pgr, whose product is annotated as progesterone receptor. The transcript is spliced from 8 exons. The coding region runs from base 1126 to 3054 and encodes 642 amino acids. NCBI's taxonomy places the organism in Eukaryota, Metazoa, Chordata, Actinopteri, Cyprinodontiformes, Poeciliidae. The record is from RefSeq and is a predicted model, not a curated record. Gene Ontology annotation, molecular function: zinc ion binding; DNA-binding transcription factor activity; sequence-specific DNA binding. Gene Ontology annotation, biological process: regulation of DNA-templated transcription.
AUACUGCAGCCCCUCCAGCACCCGUCUCUCCAGCCCUACCUUGUUCUCACCUCCCAUCAACUCCUCAUUGUUCAUCUCGGAGGGAUGGCGGGUACUAAUCAGACUUCAGAAAAGUUAUUUCCUGAAGACCGGACUCCCACACUGAGUUUUCACCCAAGGCUCCAUUCAUUUAGCUCCCAUAUGACUCAUAUCCUCGUUCGUCCAUCCAUCGGACUCCUUCUUUUAUUAAGUCUUUACAUUCAUGUGGUGUGGUCCUUGCUAGUAAAACCUCAGUUCCAAACAGAUAAAUCAGGCUGAAAGUAAACCUUUGGAAUGGCUUUCACCUUAAUCCUAAAUAAAAUAUAAACUCUCUCUGCAACUUGUAAAGGGAAAUUCAGCCAAAUGAUACUUUGAGAUGUUUAUUUAUCCUGUGUGGAUCAUUUUUGAGCCACUGAGCAUUGCUGAAAAUUCAUGAUAAAUUUGAAGUUGUGAAUAUUUUUUGACUAAAAAUCCUUUAAGUUGGAAAAUUAUCCCCUCUAAAAAGGGUAGGAUUAUCUAUUUAAACAUUAUCCUGAGGAUUUUUUUUUCUCACCCAGAUACUGUGACUGUUUUUAUUUAUAAUCAUGUAACACCUCUUUGCAUCCUGUUACACUUUUUCCAGAUCUGUAGGGCGGAGACUAAUGGCCCUUGACAUUGAAAGUCUCCUGAAAGAAAUGCCACUUUUUAGCUCUGCUGUUAAGGUACGAGGACUUGCACUCUAUACAAACCUUUGGAUCUUUUCCCCCAAUUUGGUAAGUCCUGUGGACAACUGGAUCACUAUAGGAAAAUAUUAGAAAUGACACCAACGUCAAGAAGAAGGAUAUGUCGUUUUUGUCAAUCUACUGUGGUUCAUUUUUGUGAACAGAACAUAAACGCGAUCUAAUUUACACAGUACACCAGUGCAUGUUUUUUUUUUUUAUCUUACAAACAAGUGAAAGAAACUUAUAAAGUAUUAGAGAGCCUUUGGUUCAUGUGAAAGGCAAAGUCACAGACAGGGAGGAGGAUUAUAGGAAGGUCUCCGAGUUGCUCCUUAUCACGCUGUAACAUCCAGCCUGCGGGCGCACUCAAGACGCUUCUUCGAGCUUCAAAGGGAAGAAAGGAAAACUCAUGGAAAACAAAAUGCACGGGAAGAUGAGCGCCAUCAGCACCACGUCGAUCGCUGAUUCAACUGAUUCGAAAGUAAGCAACUUGAUUGAUGUUGGAUACAGCAGGUCUGUCAAAGUGGUCGCGCGUAAUUUGGGAAGUCUAGAUCCUUUAAUUCAUGGCUUAAAUUCGAGUGGGGACUGCUCGGUUUAUAAGGACUGCAAUUCUAUUGAGGCGUCAGUUUCUGCAAAACAGUCUUAUGACAGCAACAGUGACUAUUUAAAGUCUGCUGGUGUUCCCUGGGAAGAAUUUGUUAAACAUCAGAGGACCAGCGCAUCUCUGUCGGAAAGUUUGUCUGCCGCAAAUCUAAGCCUGUCAUCCACACCCGGAACUUGUAAGUUCAUUAAAGACGAAAAGGAGCCCGCUGUGAUUAUGGACACCCCCUGUCCGAAGUUUGACACAUCACCUGAGAUCCGUACUCUCGACACCUGCUGCGAAACCGACAGCAAGCAACACCUGGGGCUGGAAGUAAUUCCCCGUCCACGGAUGGAGGGCUCUCCUAACUUUCUUAUAGAGCUGACCAAGCCAGAGCAGCUGGGGAACUCCGGAAGAACCGACUCCAGGUGUGCUGUGUCCACCCAUUCCCAUUCCCCCGCGCCUCACGCCACUUCACGUUGGCAGAUCCAAACCCCUACUUCUGAGCCUCCGUACUGGCUCCACACCGCAGCUAUGACCGAGACGGACGCCUUUCCAACCAGCAGCUACGAAGGGAUUCAGAACCACACCCAGACCCAGAGGAACCCUUCACCUUUCUCCACCUUUCCAGGGUUGCAGCCUCAGAGAAUGUGUGUUAUCUGUGGUGAUGAAGCAUCUGGCUGCCACUAUGGAGUCCUAACGUGUGGGAGUUGCAAAGUAUUUUUCAAAAGGGCAGUGGAAGGCCAUCACAGCUAUCUCUGCGCUGGGCGAAAUGACUGCAUUGUGGACAAAAUUCGGAGAAAAAAUUGCCCUGCAUGUCGCCUCAGAAAGUGUUACCAAGCAGGAAUGAUGCUCGGAGGCAGGAAACUGAAGCGCUUUGGAGCCUUGAAGGCCUUAGGCUUGGCUCCGUCCCUGAUGUUCCAGUCCCAUUUGGCCAUGUCCGGAGAUGGCCAGGCCUUGACCUCCAUGUCUUGUGUACCAAGCAUCCAUGAGCUUCAGCUUUCCCAACAAAUCAUUAACAUCCUGGAAAACAUCGAGCCUGAGAUUGUGUACUCUGGUUACGACAACUUACAACCCGAAGUUCCCCAUCUUCUCCUCAACAGUCUCAACAGGCUGUGCGAGAAACAGCUGCUGUGGAUUGUCAAGUGGUCCAAGUCCCUGCCAGGUUUUCGGAAUCUUCACAUCAACGAUCAGAUGACUCUAAUUCAGUACUCGUGGAUGAACCUGAUGGUGUUCUCUCUCGGGUGGCGCUCUUUUCAGAAUGUCACCAGCGAAUAUUUAUACUUUGCGCCUGACCUGAUUCUUAGCCAGGAGCAAAUGAGGAGAUCCCCAAUAUAUGACCUCUGCCUGGCGAUCCAGUUCAUUCCUCAGGAGUUUGCCAACCUACAAGUGACCCGUGAGGAAUUCCUCUGCAUGAAAGCUAUAAUAUUACUCACCACAGUGCCUCUUGAAGGUCUGAAAAGUCAGGCCGCAUUUGAGGAAAUGAGACAAAACUACAUACGAGAGCUGUCCAGAGCCAUUCACAUGAAGGAGAAGGGCAUGGUGGCCAGUUCCCAGCGGUUCUACCACCUUACCAAACUGAUGGACGCCAUGCAUGAUAUAGUGAAGAAGGUCAACCUGUUCUGUCUGAGCACCUUCAUCCAGGCCGACGGCAUGAAAGUGGAGUUUCCAGAGAUGAUGUCAGAAGUCAUCGCCUCUCAACUUCCCAAGGUGCUGGCUGGGAUGGUGAAACCCCUGUUGUUCCACACGAAGCAGUAAUGCAGACAUCAUUAUGGUGGUGGCCUUUGACUGGAUUACUGCUGCAGAAUACUUAAUUCUUCAGACCCUGCAUUCUGCUGUAGUGUAAACUAUGAUAAAUGCCUCCAGGGAAGGCAAAAAAAAAAAAAAUAAAAUAAAAAAAUGGAUUGACAUGAAUGUAAAGUGCCUACAAAAGCAUGAAUAUAUUUGAAUGUUUAAUUUUCAGUUUUUAAUCAUGUUACAAAAACAAACUUAAAUAUAUUUUAUUUGGCUUUUCUGUAACAGACCAACAUAAAAUAAUAUUUUGCUGCACGUCAAUAUCUAAAGUAGGGGUCAUGUUAGCCAAAUGUUUUCCAUCUUUGAUUGCUUUUUUUAUUAUUUGAAACGGUGACAGAAAAAUCUGAGGGCCAUCCGUCAUUUUGUCAGAUUAAAAUUCACACUCCUGAUCAACUCGUGUAGUAGUAGACGUGUUUAACUUUACGCGCAAAGUUCAGCUAAUUAAGGCCGUGUCCACACUGAGACGAUUUUCAGUGUAUCUGCAAAAGAUUUUUGUUGUUUAGGCAGUGCGUUCACAUGGAUUCAGGGUCUUGUGAGACCAAACUAUGAUUUUUGGUGACGUUGAAGCUCCAUUUGUUUGGUUUGGUGUUUUUGUGUCGUUCUGUGGUAGUACUACAGCGCCACCGAUUGGCCCGGCAUACCUAUUACAUAUAUUUUUGUGGUGUCCUGUCAUGUAGGCCCACAUUUAUUUAUUUUUUUUAAGUAUUUCCAAAAAUGUAUCGCUCAUUCUCCUCAUUUAGAGGGUUUGUCAACAUUUGAUCACGUCAGUUGGAGAAAUGUUCCCUAAUUUCAAAACACUGGCAGAAGUGGCUUGUAAUUCCAGUCUCUAGUUUAGCAGCAGAAAACAGAUUCAGUUUCCAGAUCAACAUCAAAAUUCCCAUGAGAAGUCAUCUGUUUGAGGUAAAUGUGACAAUAGAGUCAGCAGCAACUCUCCUUGAAACAUCUGACUACGGACAAGUGAGGAAGCGAUUCCGGUCCUUCCAGGACUAUAAGUUCAGGCUAGAGCAGAUGCAUUGUUUGUAAUUUAAGAGCCAUAAUUUUAUUGUUUUUACAUAUUGGUCCCAGAAGUCAGGACCAAUAUGUCCUGACUUCUUGUGUCACAGUGGAUGCAUCCGUCUGCUUGAUAAAUGAUGGAACUAUAUGGAUUCUCUUAUUCGAGUUGAAUAUUAGUUAAAGUGAACUGAAUGUCCAAUAGUCUCGUUGUUUCCUGAACAACAGAAUAUCUGUAUUAAUAAUGAAAUAAAAAUGAAACACAAACCAUCUAUUUUUCAUCAACUGUUAGAUGCCACUUUGACUUGGUCUAUGACAUAAAAUCACAAUAAAAUGUAUUAAAGGUUGUGGUUGUUACAUAGCGAAAUCUGAAAAGGACGUAACCAUUUUUGCAAGGCACUGUAUCAUAAACUCAAUACAGUGUCUUCCUUCCACAAGUAUUGUUUUUUUUUUGGUAAAGAUGUGUAAAAAUUUUUAUUUUUAUUUUUAGUAAGUCCUCUGACAUGUUCAGUCAUGUUGCUAUUUUCUUUAAGCAAUAUCUUGAUCAACAAGCAUUUGCCUUACUUUAUCUGCUCUCUUGUUUUUCAAAUUUUGGAGAACAACCACAAAAAAUAGGCCUGUUUGUCAUUUCAUAUUUAGUACCCAGGAACACAGGUGGGCCUCUAAUGUAAAAUACAUCAUUUUAAUACAUUUAAAUGAUGUAUUAAGAUUUGUUUUAAUCAAUUUAAUCAAUGUGCUCAAAUUAAAUAGAUAAAAAAAAAAUCUGUGUGAUAUUUUAGUGCUACGAUAGAUAAAUUUUAAAAACUUUUUACACAUCUCCACCAAGGUGACAAUAAUUGUGUUAGGUCCUGUUAAGCAUCCGUCAUUAAAUCUUUUGUGUGUUGUUGUGUAUCAAACAUUUUCCAUUCUGUCACUUGUGUUUUAUCCAAUUGCAACAACACAUUAGAUUAUAAACAAAAGAAAUAUCUGAAAUACUGAUAUCUUUGUACUGAAGCUGCAAAAAAUAGAACAAAAUCUUGCCGUUAUUGUGCAGAACAACUGCAUAGCUUAUGGACAUGUGCAAAUUCAAAGUGGGCAGGCAGAGAAAACUGGAGAGAUAUCUUACCCUUUGUCAAAUAUUUGCACAGAAAAAUAAAACUAAAACAACUUGCAUAUGUGCACAAAUAGCCAUUUUUAUUUUCAGAACAGAGCACAAUUAAUCAUAUUUAUCAUUUAAAGAAUGAUGAAUAUUUAUAGUUUACUCAAGCCAGUGAAGUUCUUGAAAAGGUAACAUUAGUUAAAAAUGUUUCAUCAAACCUUUUCACAUUAAAAAUGUAACUAAUCAAUCAAACCUCGACACAUAAUCCCAUAUUAACACAGCAUUUAGAUUUCGGUGGUUGAACAGGUUUAGGUUCUCUAUCCAACAUGUAGAUCUCAGUUGCAAUGAAAAUUUAUUUUCUCCUCAUAUAUUUCUUCUGAUUUUGCUUUAUUUGCCAGACGUAAAAGCUUCAGAUGAUCAAACUAAUAUUAAUGUAAUUUCAGAUCAACCUGGAAAAACAUUAAAAAGCUGUAUUUUAUAACAGCCUCAUUGGUUUUAAGGGGAAAAAGCUAUUGAGACUUAUAUACUCCUAUGUGAAAACAGGCAAUGCCCCCACCGGCCAAACAUGGUGGUGGUAAUGUGAUGAUCAGGAGCUAAACAUUUCACACUACUGUCUACCUCAGGACUUGGUGGCUUAACCACAAAUAAUCUGCUCUAUAGCAGAAAACACUGAAUGUAUUCAAACUAAGACAAUUCUACAAAGAAGGGGGUCACGAUGAUCCAAAGCAAUAAAAUAGAAUGAUUACCUGAUUCUUGAAGGCACUUGUUUUACAACUUAUAUAAGCAGUUGGCAAGGGACUGAUUUUCAUCCGUUUCUUUUCUUUUUUCUUAAUUAAAAAAAAAAUACUGUUAUCUUUAUCUGACGUCAAACUUUUAUGAGUGACAAAAAGCCAAAAAACAGAAGAAAUUUGUGAGGGGCAAAUACUUGCAAUACUCUACUUUUUUUUUUUUAUCCCUCAGUGAAAUAUAAACCACAUGUAUCUGGACAGAUGGUUUGAUCAUUCACUCUGUAUUUGCUGACCUAUUUUGUUAGGAUAAAUUAAAUGUUUGAAAAAAAAUCCUAAUAACUGUGUGAAACAGCGUGCCAAUUUGGACAUAUUCAGGAAAUCAGUAUCAUUUCCGUGGCAUGCCCCGGCAAAUUCAUUUACCGUAAGGGAGUAGUAGUUCAGCAUCAAGUGUUCAAGGCCACCUCGCAUUCUUCGAAAUGUAAAUGGAAAAGAACAGCCUGAUCCUGGCAGGAGCUAAAUGUCAAAUAUUCUCCCAAAUACA